AUGAAACUUCCAGUGUGUUUUCCAUUGUUGAGCUUGUCGAGAGGCAUCUCCUUUGAGCAACUCCGCCGAGAACUGGCCGAGUUUGCCAAAGAACGUGAUUGGGACCAGUUCCACUCACCAAGGAAUCUCGCCCUUGCGCUUGUUGGGGAGGUGGGAGAGCUCUGCGAGUGCUUCCAGUGGAAGGGUGAGGUUGCGGAGGGACUGCCUGGCUGGAGUGACAAGCACAAGACUGCUCUGCAGCAGGAGAUGGCGGAUGUACUGCUGUACCUGAUACGCCUCAGCCACAAGUGCCACAUCGACCUUCCCAAAGUUGCACUGAACAAGCUGGCAGUCAACGCGGCAAAAUAUCCAGCCAGCCUAGUUCGUGGCAGCAGCAGGACACAUUUGCCUCAGCUGUACGGAACAUGA
Molecule: messenger RNA, 408 nt
Organism: Effrenium voratum
Lineage: Eukaryota; Dinophyceae; Suessiales; Symbiodiniaceae
Source: the annotation of a GenBank genome assembly